Messenger RNA from Thlaspi arvense, 1560 nucleotides. NCBI's taxonomy places the organism in Eukaryota, Viridiplantae, Streptophyta, Magnoliopsida, Brassicales, Brassicaceae. The record is from the annotation of a GenBank genome assembly.
CAGAACCCGAAAUUGCAGAAAAACCCUAAAAUCGCUUGAACCCACGAUACUCUCUCUGGAAAAAAAAAAAAAGACAGCUUCAAGCUCGAAAGGCCUUCAAUUAGAUCGAGCAUCAUCAGGGGAAGGAGUAAAAGACUCGAUCGAAACCAGCAAAAGAUAAGAAUACUUUCGUUCGAGCUUCUGAAACCAAGACGAGAUCGAAACCGGGAGAGAAGUAGAAAUCGUUUUCUCAAUCGAAGAACUUUGGUCGGAAUUGAAAAUAAGACAGCGUAGAUUGAACAGUUGAGAGAUGAAGAGAAAGAUAGCCAUUGGUUUCGAAGGCUCAGCCAACAAGAUCGGUGUUGGAAUCGUGACAUUAGAGGGUACAAUCUUGGCGAAUCCUCGUCAUACAUACAUAACACCGCCCGGUCACGGCUUCCUUCCAAGAGAGACCGCACAUCACCAUCUCGACCACGUUCUUCCUCUGGUCAAAUCAGCUCUCGAGACUUCCCAAAUAACCCCUGAAGAGAUCGACUGCAUCUGCUACACGAAAGGUCCCGGGAUGGGAGCACCGUUGCAGGUCUCGGCCAUCGUCGUUAGGGUGUUGUCACAGCUUUGGAAGAAGCCUAUCGUCGCUGUGAACCACUGCGUUGCUCACAUUGAGAUGGGGAGAGUUGUUACUGGAGCUGAUGAUCCUGUUGUUCUCUAUGUGAGUGGUGGCAACACUCAGGUGAUUGCUUAUAGUGAAGGUAGAUACAGGAUCUUCGGCGAGACCAUUGAUAUCGCUGUUGGUAAUUGCUUGGACCGGUUCGCUAGAGUCUUGAAGCUUUCUAAUGAUCCAAGCCCUGGUUAUAACAUUGAGCAGCUUGCGAAGAAAGGAGAAAACUUUAUCGAUCUUCCGUAUGCUGUUAAGGGUAUGGAUGUAUCCUUCAGCGGAAUCUUGAGUUACAUUGAAACUACAGCGGAGGAGAAGCUCAAGAACAACGAGUGCACACCAGCAGACUUGUGCUAUUCACUUCAAGAGACGGUGUUUGCGAUGCUUGUUGAGAUCACGGAGAGAGCGAUGGCGCAUUGUGACAAGAAAGACGUUUUGAUUGUUGGCGGCGUCGGGUGUAACGAGCGUUUGCAGGACAUGAUGAGGACGAUGUGCUCUGAACGUGACGGUAAGCUGUUUGCUACGGAUGACCGUUACUGCAUCGAUAACGGAGCGAUGAUCGCUUACACGGGUCUGCUCGCGUUUGUUAACGGUAUUGAAACGCCGAUCCAAGACUCCACCUUUACGCAGCGGUUUCGCACCGACGAGGUUCAUGCGGUGUGGCGAGAGAAGGAAGAUUUGGUACUUGGAGAUAAGAACGUUACUUGGUGAUUGUGUACCAUUUUGUUUUAUUAUUUUUAUACAUUUUGAGAUUGAAUCUCUCUACUCCUCGAUACAUUGUUUUUUUCUUGUAAGUUCAGUUUAAGUGUUUUAUUAAUGAAAUGUUAAGGUCGUUUUUUUUUAAUGAUUUUCAAGAUUGGUGUAACAUUUUCAUAGCACAAGUAGUUGCGGCAAUUUUCUAUGUGAAUGUUCAAAUGAUUUGUGUU